Nelumbo nucifera (sacred lotus) is the source of this 1387-nucleotide messenger RNA. RefSeq names its product ubiquitin-conjugating enzyme 22 (gene UBC22). The record is from RefSeq and is a predicted model, not a curated record. NCBI's taxonomy places the organism in Eukaryota, Viridiplantae, Streptophyta, Magnoliopsida, Proteales, Nelumbonaceae.
UAUAUCUAACGCCAAUCAGGCAAGAUCUCUUUCUGGAUCACAACGACGAAGAAGAAGCACAACGAAUCUCAAUCUCGAACUCGUCUCUCCUGUUCAGGCCAUUCUGGUAUUAAAGCAGUUUGUUUCCAGUGUUUACAACCAAAUUCUCAGGAAAGUUAAAAGAAGAUUCUGUUAUACUUGUGGUAGUUCCAAGUGCUCAUCCAUACAGGGAAUAGAGAGAUCUUUCAACUCCCCCUAAUUUUUUCAUUAUGGCAACUAAUGAAAAUCUUCCUCCUAACGUAAUAAAGCAACUUGCAAAGGAGUUGAAGAAUCUUGAUGAAACCCCACCUGAGGGCAUCAAGGUAGGUGUAAACGAUGAUGACUUUUCAACCAUAUUUGCUGAUAUUGAAGGUCCAGCUGGGACUCCAUACGAAAAUGGUAUUUUCCGCAUGAAGCUGAUUUUAUCUCAUGAUUUCCCACACUCCCCUCCCAAAGGUUAUUUUCUGACAAAAAUAUUCCAUCCAAAUAUUGCGACCAAUGGUGAGAUUUGUGUCAACACACUGAAAAAGGAUUGGAAUCCAAGUCUUGGAUUGCGACAUGUUCUCCUUGUGGUCAGGUGUCUACUGAUAGAACCAUUUCCAGAAUCAGCCCUGAAUGAACAGGCUGGCAAGAUGCUACUUGAAAAUUAUGAGGAGUAUGCCCGGCAUGCCAGGCUCUACACUGGAAUUCACGCAAUCAAACCAAAACUCAAAUCCAAGACAGGAGCCAUCUCUGAGUCCACAACAGCCUUGAAUGUUGACCAAACAAACACAACAAUGAACAUUGACCAAAAGAGCGCAGUAUCCAGCACUACUACAGUGUCACUGUCUCCCUCGUUGCCUUCUUCUACGGCAGCCAUCAAAGGGGUAACAACAAACUUACAGGAUCAGCAAACAGUUGGUGCUUCAGAGACAAAUGGAACUACUGCUGUAGGUGGAUCAACAGCAGGAGUACAGAAGAAGGAAUCUGGAGUGGUAAAAGUCCAGGCGGACAAGAAGAAGAUGGAUGCAAGAAAGAAAAGCUUGAAGAGAUUAUAGGAGGAAUGCAAGGGAAAAAGAAAAGAGUAAAACAUCUCUACAGAACUUCGUUGUGGCUGCUGACAUUUUAUAUCCUUUGAGGAGGGGGGAGGGGAUAUGGACGGUAACAGAAAUAACAUGGAAAAACAAAGUUGGAACCAGAAGGGGGGAGAUUGUUCUCAAAAUGGGAAAAUGAUGAUGGAUGAUUAGAUUAUGUUAUAACAUUAACCUUGUUCUAUGUGCUAUAUAUAUAUAUAUAUAUUGACAUUUUCUUUUCCUUCAUUUUGGAAGACACUGUUGUGUAAGAUAUGGCUGUCGUGAAAGCAAAAGCAGUUCAAGCAGUUCAUGUUGCA